This is a messenger RNA of Lottia gigantea (owl limpet), 1061 nucleotides long. RefSeq lists its product as hypothetical. The annotation marks the transcript as partial. The record is from RefSeq and is a predicted model, not a curated record. The transcript is spliced from 5 exons. Gene Ontology annotation, molecular function: protein binding. Lineage: Eukaryota; Metazoa; Mollusca; Gastropoda; Lottiidae.
GGAAUUGGUGUAUUUUUAGCUUCCUUGAGCUUGGCUUGUGCAUAUAUUCCGUCUGUAUACUAUUUGAACGAAAAAUGCAAUACUCAAAUUCAAUUCAGCAAUGACGUACGAAUCAAACUUACCAGGUACUCGUAUACCAAUUUGAGACGGAGCUUGAACUGCCAAAUAACCAUCUCGACUCGGGACGUAUCCGACAAGCUGCUACUCCGAUUCAGAAGCCUUGAUACCAGAACCUCCUUUGGCUGUACGACCAAUAAGCUCAGCAUUUACGACACUAAUGGUAACAUUCUAUCAGGAGGUGGUAUAUGUGGCGGCAUCCGACCUUCGAAAGUAUACGAGACCACAGGUUCUAGUCUGAAGCUCCUGUUUAACACAGACAGUUUUACACGCCAGACCGGCAACUUCGACGUAUUGAUUACGUCUUUCAAUAAUGGCAACAGAAACGGCUCAUGUUUUGCGGGUGAUUAUCGCUGUGAGAAUAAGAGGUGUAUCUAUAACGGACUUACUUGUGACGGUUACAACAACUGCGGCGACGACUCCGACGAAAUUGAUGGAUGUGGACUCUCGAAAGGAGUAUUUAUCGGAAUCGGUAUCGGAGGUUUUGUCUUCCUGGUUUUAAUAAUCCUGGGCAUUAUUUGUGGACGACGAAGAUACUAUCAUCAUCACUGCCAUGGUCCAACGAUCACCACCACAACAAAAUCCUAUCAGAAUUUCUAAAUCGUUUUUCACUGCAUAAUGACUUAAACAUUCUCAUUACGUCAUCAACAGUGGCUCAACUACCAAAGGAACUGGUUGAACCAAAUCCACGGGACCCCAACCCUCCAAAAGGACCCUACACCUAGAAAAGUUUGGUUCAAAGGGGCCCCCUUCUUUAGCUGAGUCACUGGCCAUCAUUUUUGUUUCUGGAUUUGUGAUUGAGGUAUAACGGUAUAACGAAUAACGAGCAGGUUCUUUAAAACAAAUGACGAGCUAGUUCGGUUUAACGAAUAUCGAGUCCCUGUCUCGGCCAAUCAUAAAUGUUCAUCAUUGUGUGUUUACUUCAAUAAAAUACUCACCCUUCU